CUCAUUGCGCAACUAUUCUGCGCAUCGCGGACGUAACAAGUAUGACAAAAUAAAAAGUGUUACAGUUUUCUGUCCACAUUUCCAUCCCGUUGCCACGGUUUUUACGCAGAUAUCAUACAGUUUUGUACCUCACUGCCACCACAAGUACUUACUGAAGACAUAGCAAGAUGUUGUCGUGUGCGGCGAGGCUUGUAAGAGCCCAAAUUCAGAGUAAGCCGACGGCCUGCUGGGUUGUGGCAGCUCGUGGCUAUGCUGACGUUGUUGAGGAAACUACUUUCACCACAAAUGAGUAUGCACUGCACAAGCUGGAUGAAGGUCCGUCCCAGUCCGUGACAGUCACCAGGGACGAUGCCCUGAAGUACUACAGGCAGAUGCAGACAAUCCGGCGUAUGGAGACUGCAGCAGGAAACCUGUACAAGUCCAAAGUCAUCAGAGGUUUCUGUCAUCUGUACUCAGGACAGGAAGCGUGUGCUGUAGGUAUGGAAGCUGCCCUGACACCAGAUGACCAUGUGAUCACAGCAUACAGAGCCCACGGCUGGACCUACACCAGAGGUGUCCCACCCGUCAACAUCCUCGCUGAACUAACAGGUCGAAAAACAGGCUGUGCAAAAGGCAAGGGUGGCUCCAUGCACAUGUACGGGAACAACUUCUAUGGUGGAAACGGCAUUGUUGGUGCGCAGGUCCCUCUGGGUGCCGGCAUCGCCCUGGCUCUGAAAUACAACGGGAGUAACAACGUGUGUGUGGCCCUGUACGGAGAUGGGGCGGCUAACCAGGGCCAGGUGUUCGAGACCUACAACAUGGCCAAGCUGUGGGACCUGCCCUGUAUCUUUGUGUGUGAGAAUAACGGUUACGGGAUGGGUACAGCUGUGGAGAGGGCGUCCGCUAGUACUGACUACUACACCAGAGGGGACUAUGUACCAGGUCUCAGGGCUGACGGCAUGGAUGUGUUAGCUGUGAGGGAGGCCACCAGGUUUGCUGCUGAGUGGUGUAGGUCUGGCAAGGGGCCUGUGAUUCUUGAGGUGGCCACUUACCGCUACUCUGGCCAUAGUAUGAGCGAUCCUGGCACCAGCUACCGCCCACGUGAGGAAAUCCAGGAGAUGAGGAAGACAAGAGACCCCAUAACCGGGCUGAGGGAACGCAUGAUAUCCGCUAAUCUGGCAACUGCCGAGGAGUUGAAGCAAAUUGACUUGGACGUCAGGGCAGAAAUCGACAAGGCUGUGGAGCAGGCCAAGACAGACCCAGAACUGCCUGUAGAGGAAAUGUACACCGACAUUUUCGUGGACGAACCUCCUUUCAAAGUCCGUGGCACAAACCCCUUCAUGUAUGGCAUGUCGAAGUGAUUGUCCAAUAGCAGGGUGAAUGCUAGCUUUUAAAAUGACUGUCUAGAAAUGUUACGCACAGAUGUCCAAAGAGGUGUGUACAUUAAAGAAGUGCUGUCUGGGUUAAGUUGGCUUUAACUGGGAGACUCACUUCUACUGGUGGUAUAAUCCCUUUGUGUUUGCUGUCAAGGUAUACUGAACUCUUCUUUUAUAAUUAUUGCAACGUGCAACAGAUGAUUAUGACUAGAAAAGAAUUCUGUAAUUCUUUGU
Molecule: messenger RNA, 1589 nt
Organism: Branchiostoma belcheri (Belcher's lancelet)
Lineage: Eukaryota; Metazoa; Chordata; Leptocardii; Amphioxiformes; Branchiostomatidae
Product: pyruvate dehydrogenase E1 component subunit alpha, mitochondrial-like
Exons: 10
Coding region: 168-1340 (390 amino acids)
Biological process (GO): pyruvate decarboxylation to acetyl-CoA
Cellular component (GO): intracellular membrane-bounded organelle
Molecular function (GO): pyruvate dehydrogenase (acetyl-transferring) activity
Source: RefSeq, a predicted model, not a curated record